Molecule: messenger RNA, 1330 nt
Organism: Leptopilina boulardi
Lineage: Eukaryota; Metazoa; Arthropoda; Insecta; Hymenoptera; Figitidae
Gene: Prpk
Product: EKC/KEOPS complex subunit TP53RK
Exons: 4
Coding region: 162-878 (238 amino acids)
Biological process (GO): protein phosphorylation
Cellular component (GO): nucleus; EKC/KEOPS complex; cytosol
Molecular function (GO): protein serine/threonine kinase activity; ATP binding
Source: RefSeq, a predicted model, not a curated record
UUUAAAAGGUAGAGAAACACUGAGUGCUUUUACAGGACGAGGCGAAUUAACAAAUUUUAUCUGUUCCACAAGAAGAUUCCAAAAAGAAUGACAAUAUUUAUAAUUUCGAUGAAAGUUUAAAGAACUUGAUACCUGCAUCAUUAAUACAGAGACAAAAAAAAAUGACGGAGACAUUUGAAAAUUAUGAAUUAAUUGCACAAGGUGCAGAGGCAAGACUUUAUAAAGGAACCUAUUUAGAUAGGCCAGUGUUGAUAAAACACAGAUUUAUCAAGAAAUAUAGACACGAAAUGUUGGAUAAAAGUUUAGCUAGCCAUCAAAUUAAAAGUGAGGCACGUGCAUUGUCUCGUGCUACAGCUGCAGGAGUACUAGCACCUACUAUAUAUCAUGUCGAUCUAAAUCGAAGAAAUAUUUAUAUGGAAUAUUUAAAUAAUACAAUAACUGUGAAAAAAUUUAUAGACGAAAAUAUUUCUCAACAGGAAACAUUUUGGCAAUUAACAAAAUUAAUUGCCAAAAUUUUGGGUAAUUUAAUUGGAAAAUUACACAGUGAAAAUAUUUUUCAUGGCGAUUUAACGACAUCUAAUAUUCUAUUAAGAGACAUUAGCAAUGAAUCAAAAGACAUUAGAAGAGAUCAAGUAAUAUUAAUAGACUUUGGUCUAGCACAUGUAAAUUGUUCAGUGGAAGAUUCUGCGGUCGAUUUAUAUGUACUCGAGAGAUCAUUAAAAAGUGCACAUUCAAAACUGCGGGACUUAUUUGCUAUUAUUCUCGAAGGUUAUUUUGAAAGUUACAUAGAGAAAAAACAAGAAGAAAGAGGAAAACAAGUUCUAAAUAAAUUAAAAGAAGUGCGAUCGCGCGGUAGAAGACGAGUGAUGAUUGGCUAAAUGUAUGAAAUUAAAAUGUAAUAAAAUUAUUAUUUAAUUAUAUUUCAUAUUUAAAGUUCGAAUUUGUCACCUGUGAAUUCAGAAAAAAUGGUAAGUUAAUAAAUUAGUAAUUAAAAUAAAGGACGAUAAGUAUUUCAGUCUGCAGUCUUUAUAACUUAGAACAUCGUCUAUUUUUUUUUUUUUUUUUUUUUUUUGUACAUAAUUUGUAAAACUCACGUAACAAUUUUUUUGGCAAGCUGGUUUAUACAACAAUGAUUAAAAAACAUUUGAUCCAUAUAUUAAAUGCACAUUUGUUCGCAGACAUCCAUCACUUUCCUCCUUUUAUUUUUUUUUUCUUAGCUCGUAAAGGAGAAUUAAAUACCGCUUGCUAUUGAUUCAGUCAUGAGUACAAGUACUGCAUUUUUUGUUUUUAUUCAAAAUGUAGACCAGAAUAUAUUAUUAUCCAUGUUACC